AUGGGCUCAGCAACCUUCCAGCAGCCUUCCUACUACAGGACACCGCCCUUGAACGUCGACACUUCCUGCCAUGGUCAGAAAUUCUUCGACGAUGAUGAGAUCCUAGACGAUGACAUCCUCAACCAGAGCACCCUCAACUCGGCUUUGGAGAUGUCGCCGCCCUUGACCGACAGCAGGAGGGAUUCGUUUGCUGUCUCAGCAACUGCCCUGUUCUCGCCCAAGUCGGAUGAUUCCUGGCCUCCUGUAGAGAUGCCAUCCAACAACCCUUUCUUCGGCCAGCACAACAACAACCCCUUCAUGCAGAUGGACCAGAACCAGCAGUCAGGGUAUCAGAACCACUGGGGCAUGAUGAGCUCGGGCGCCGCUACCCCUCUUCAGAGCUUCGAUGGUCUGCCGCAGGCCGAGUACGAGCCAUCGACCGUUCCUCUGUUCAGGCCCUCUACCGUCCAGGCUCAGACUCCCUUCAGCAACCCCAACAACCAAGCCGUCAUGUUCCAGCAGCUUGGCCACCAUGGCAUCCCGGCCGUUCCCGCGUCGCCUCCCAGAGAGACUUGGAUCAACCAGGAGCUCAAGAACCAGGCUGCUAUGGCCAAGCGCAACAGGCCUACUACCCCGUUGAUCCGCUCUCACAACGAGCUGCGCCGGGGCGAUGGCAUCCGCAAGAAGAAUGCACGCUUCGACAUCCCUGCUGAGCGCAACCUCAGCAACAUUGACCAGCUGAUUGCCCAGUCCACCGACGAGCAAGAGAUUAAGGAGCUCAAGCAACAAAAGCGUCUGUUGCGCAACAGGCAGGCCGCUCUUGACUCGAGGCAGCGCAAGAAACAGCACACGGAGCGUCUUGAGGACGAGAAGAAGCACUUUACCGAGGUCAUUACCAACAUGGAGGAGCAGAUGAACGCCCUGCAAAGGGAGAUGGAGCAGCUCCUCCGCGAGAAGCAGAGCUACGAGGCGUACAUCAGCGAGCUCAAGAACGAGAAGGAGGAGAUCAUCUGCAAGCACACCAUGGAGACCGGCGAGCUGCGCAAGAGGAUCCAUGUCCUGACCACCCACGUGCAAGACCUCGAAAGCGCCCCAACGUCGACACCGCCGGCCGGCCCGAACGUGUCCGGCUUCCCCGGUGCCUACGGUGAGAUGGAAGGCAUGGCUAUGGAUGGCUCUUGGGACAACAUGCCCAUCUUUGGCGAGUUCACCAUGGACCAGCAGCCUUCCGAGGUCAAGCAGGAGAUGCAGAUCGUCUCUACCAAGAAGUCCGAGGUUUCCCUUUCUACCGAGAGCGAAAAGGCUCCUUCUCAGGGCGGACUCCUCUUCAUGCUGUUCCUUGUCGGCGCUUUCGUUCUUUCCAACCGAUCGCCGCCCAGCAUUCCGCGGGUGUCUGAGGACAUCCGGGUGGCAUCCGCUACUCUCCUCGACAAUGUUCUCAAGGACGCUGGUUUGCCUCAGGCCGCUUCCGGCCUCGAGGCCAUGGCUCCUCAGCCAUCGGGUUCCAGCUGGGCCCAAAACACCGGGUCAUCGUUGCCAGUUGCCGCCUCCGGCAUGGAUGGCGUGGCACCUUCGAUGCUCGGUGAGAUGGCUGACACCUUGACCCAGCCGACCGAGCAACAGACCAACGAGCAGCUCUUUGGGUUGACGGCCGCGCAAUACAACGGCAUCACCUCGCAAGAUUUCCUGCAAAAUGCUCCCGCCGAAAGGUCCACGAGCAAGGGCAGACGCAAUCUUGCUGAAGCGCUUGCCAACAUGCGUGCUGCUGCCACCAAGAACUCUGCUGCCGAGGUCUAUACUCGGUCACUCCUAUGGGACAAGAUCCCCCGCGACGUUGUGCGUGACUUUGCGAAGAUGGUUGCUGAAAGCCAGCAAGUUGCUGCGAGUAAUGAGGCGUAG
Molecule: messenger RNA, 1878 nt
Organism: Sordaria macrospora k-hell
Lineage: Eukaryota; Fungi; Ascomycota; Sordariomycetes; Sordariales; Sordariaceae
Biological process (GO): regulation of DNA-templated transcription
Molecular function (GO): DNA-binding transcription factor activity
Source: RefSeq, a predicted model, not a curated record